Molecule: messenger RNA, 1340 nt
Organism: Aquila chrysaetos chrysaetos
Lineage: Eukaryota; Metazoa; Chordata; Aves; Accipitriformes; Accipitridae
Gene: MALSU1
Product: mitochondrial assembly of ribosomal large subunit 1
Exons: 4
Coding region: 33-665 (210 amino acids)
Biological process (GO): negative regulation of translation; negative regulation of ribosome biogenesis
Cellular component (GO): mitochondrion
Molecular function (GO): ribosomal large subunit binding
Source: RefSeq, a predicted model, not a curated record
CGGGCCGCGGUGCCGGAGCUGCGGCGGCGGGCAUGUGGCGGGCGGUGUCGGGGGCGCGCCGGCUGCUGCGGCCUCUCUCCGCCGCGGCGGGGGGCGCCCUCCGGCCGGAGCCGCCCCCCCGGGUGGUCGCGGCUCCCCGCGGGGGCUGGGCGGCGGCGCGGGGCGCGGGAGGCGGUGGCGGAGCCGGAGCGCUGGGGGCGGCGGCGGAGCGGCGCCAGGCGGCAGAUACUCUUCUUCCGAAGUUCAACAUUGACUUUGUUGUAGCUCUGCUGAGGCAAGAAAACGCUAAAGACAUCUGUGUCAUCCAGCUACCUCUAGAAAUAAAAUACUGUAAUUAUUUUAUAAUUGUGAGCGGAUCUUCAACACGACAUCUCCAUGCGAUGGCACAUUACAUGCUGAAAAUGUACAAGCAUCACAAGGAAGAAGGUGACCCUCAUGCUCAGAUUGAAGGGAAAGAGACAGAUGACUGGCUGUGCAUUGAUUUUGGUAGCAUAGUGGUGCAUUUCAUGCUGCCAGAGGCACGAGACGUUUAUGAAUUGGAGAAGCUAUGGACUCUUGGUUCCUAUGAUGACCAGUUAGCGCAGAUGACGCCACAGUCACUGCCAGAAGACUUUAUAUUUGGAAUGACUCCUAACAGCAGUGAUCAUCUUGAGACAAGAACUUAAUGCAGCUGCUGAGUGGAAAGAGAAAUGAGUGUGCCUUCACAGAUCUGAGAGCAACAUACAGUCUUGAUUACUGACAUAACAGUCACUACAGUUGAUCGGUACAAAACAGUGUAUUAUUUACUGGAUGUGCCUAGGUAAAGUUCUGAACAAACUACAAAAAUAAUCAGAAUCAUUAAGGUUGGAAAAGACCCUUAAGAUCAGGUCCAACCAUACAGUGUCAAAGAAGGAAUCCUAUCAUAAGGGAGCUUCCUGGGGGAGUCACUGUCUCAAUGGCAUUUGCAGUGAGAAGAGUGGGGCAAAACCAGCUGCUUAAGUAAGUUAUGCUGAAACUCAUGCUCAGCCUCUACAUUAAUUGUUUUUCUAGUAACUUUGAAAGACCUGCCUGUAGUGGCAGUGCAAAAAAGCCUUGAGUGCUGCAAGGAAAAACUAUGUAUGUGAAAUAGUGCAGUUUAGAUGAGGCUCCUUGUAUUAAGCCAUUUGCUUCUGGUCAUGAUGAAGCACAUCAUGCUCUAAGUUGAAAGAGGAGAGAAAACACACUGGUGUUACUGAGCACAUAAAAGCCAAGAGCACAGCAGUGACAAAUAAAUGUGUCUUGAGUUAACAGUAAGUCAGUUUUUCAGCCAAGGCCAAUCUGUUUUUAAUAAUUAAAAAAAAUAAAAUCCUGAAGCGCUCCGA